CUAAUGAUGCGAUUCCUAACACAGAAAACGCUCAAAAAGGAGACACUUAUCGGCGGAAAAAGAGGAAAAUUCACGGCUAUAAAGAAGAUCCGUUUAUAUUCUUGAAUAAUACGGACACCGAUUGGAUCAAAAUCAAAGAAUAUUAUGGGAUCAACGACUCGUUCCCAUGUGAGCAGUUAGUUCACAGGUGUGUCGCCGGCAAAAAGCGUAACAUAUAUUUCCUGACCGAAGCGGCCAAAGAGGUUGUCGUCAAUAAUCAAAAUGAUAUAAAGUUGAUUAACGGAGGCGUACGGCUGUUCUCGCGAAGUGACGAUAAAGUGAAUCCGUGCGGCUUUCGGCUAACACAGGAGGGACUGCCCUCUCUGUUCCCAUAUCUCAAUAAAGACAAUA
Medioppia subpectinata is the source of this 390-nucleotide messenger RNA. NCBI's taxonomy places the organism in Eukaryota, Metazoa, Arthropoda, Arachnida, Sarcoptiformes, Oppiidae. The record is from the annotation of a GenBank genome assembly.